AUGGCGGAUUUUGUAAAGGUCUACACCACCGUGCCAAAGCAGCUCUUGGCGCUUUUGACUAAUCAACUGCCCUACUCGCUACCCCUCCUUCGACGUCUUCAGUUUACCAAGUUUGAAAAUGGCCUACGAGAGACAGCAAGAGUCAUACUGGCAGCGGAAUCUCAACUUGAGGAUGGACUAAACUUUCCGAAGAAAUUCACUGCAGCAUACAUCGACGUCGGCGGUGGCCCUGAUACGCAAACGUGGAUAUACUCGACUCUCGAGCAUCCCGAUAAUGCCGACAUCAACGACGCGACCAUCUAUGAGAAGCAACUUGACAAAGUAGUUGGAGAGAGCGUGAGGAUAUCAAAGGAGUAUGGCCGUCCCCUCGUAUACGGCGAUGCUGUCUUACUCGGAACACUGCAUGACUCUGUCCGAGAUCUACUCUGCAAGACAGGUCGCGUUGAGCCUCGUGAAACAGGGGCAUAUGACAAAUGGCUUUUCAAGUACGAAGAUAUACCAAAGGAGGAAAUAGCAUUACCUGAGGGGAUGCAUUGGGGAACGGCAACUGACGAUGAUUGCCGAGUUGUCAUCUCCCGAACAAACAUCCCGAGAACAGUGCAAGUCCUGAGACGUAUGCCAAGCUUGGUAAUCAAGCUUGAUGACGGAACGCCUGUGUCCUGGGCUUUUCUGGGGUUUGAUGGCUCACUGAUCAGCCUUCAUUGUGAGGAACCCUAUCGUCGUCGUGGGCUUGCCAAGACACUUGCUGCGAAGUUGUUUCGCGACAAAUCUCUUGACUUUGCCAAUGAUGGCUGGUGUUCUGCUGAUGUUGCGCCAGACAAUGAUGGAAGUCGAGGAAUGUGCAAGAGAUUGAAUGGAAAGCCGACCUGGAGGGUUUCAUGGGUGUUGCUGUAUGUCGGAGAAAAGCCGCCAAGUGAAACAAAUGGUACCAAGAACGCAUGA
Molecule: messenger RNA, 942 nt
Organism: Fusarium redolens
Lineage: Eukaryota; Fungi; Ascomycota; Sordariomycetes; Hypocreales; Nectriaceae
Exons: 5
Coding region: 1-942 (313 amino acids)
Source: RefSeq, a predicted model, not a curated record